CUCUGCUCACGCUGCACAUUCAUCUUGUGAUACGCGUCUAUCUCACCCAGGAGACUUUAAACACUUGGACAAGAAGUUGUUUCGUAACACGGGGAAAUUUUUGGCGUCAAAAAAGUUUGCCCUCCUUAAUGCAAGUGUGUCAUUUGGAUAUGUUUCAUGCUGUUGAAGUUGUCUCCUGCGGUGCUCUUGGCUCAUAACGUCUCGUUUUUAAUUUGAGGAAUAUUUACACUGACACAACAUCUACUGAAUAAAUUCCAGUGGCAGCAGCCAUGCUCAUGUGUGAUUACCCGAUAAAGGCAGACAUGGAGACAUCAUUAUACCAGACUUACCCCACACUGAUUAAACCACCAUCUGAGGCAUUUGGAGUUGUUUUGUCCUCUCCCAUGGCCACUACUCCCACGGGUCACCUGUACCCCCCUCACUACCACCAUGCCACCUAUCAAACACACUACCCCUACGGGAGCCCCCCUCACACACACCAUCAGUCCCAGGAUGCCCAUCACUCCCAAAACGAGCCUGUUGACUUAUCUGUCAGCAAAAGAUCCUCUGUUUCAUCGCCUUCAUCAUCACUGUCAUCCUCAUCUCCCAGAGCUACGCCCCCAUCCCCUUAUGAGCGUGGCAGUCCAGUCAUACGUCCUCAUCUUGGCUGCAGCUCUAUAACAGGAAGUGUUUCUGGAUCAUCCCAGACAAGGCAGUUGAGCCCAUCAAUGGCCCUUCCCAUUCCUGCGGUGACACAGGUUUUGACUCCUUUUGUAUCGAGUUCUGGCAUCAUCCCUGUAAUCUCUCUGUUGCAGCCGUUACCUGUGCUCUACCCCUCCCCCCUACACCUGUCCCCCUCCAUCAUGAUAUCAUCCGUCACACCUGAAGAUCCUGCUAACCACAAAAAUUUUCCAACUAUGAAGUCAGAGAUUUCCCAUGACAACCAUGAACUCCCCAAGCCAAUCAAAUCAGAGCCCUGCCCAGAACACGUUCAGGAUCCCCACAGCCAGGAAAUAACCUCAUCCGUCAUUACUGUCCCACCGAGUUAUAAUGAGGGGAACACUCACUCUGUAAUUGUACGGCGAAAGGUAGAAUCUCCAGAUCCAUUAAAAAAGCGUCGAAUUCAUCGCUGUGACUUUAAUGGCUGCAAUAAAGUCUACACCAAAAGUUCCCACCUCAAGGCACAUAGACGCACACAUACAGGGGAGAAACCCUAUAAGUGUAUGUGGGAAGGCUGCACAUGGAAGUUUGCCCGCUCUGAUGAGCUGACCCGUCACUUUCGGAAGCACACGGGUGUAAAGCCGUUCCAGUGCCCUGACUGUGAUCGCACCUUCUCUCGCUCCGAUCACCUUGCCCUGCACAAGAAGCGCCACCUGCUGGUUUGAGCUCAACACUGCAACAUGUGAACAGGGCAGAAGUUGGACCUUCAAUUAAGCUGUUAUUUAACAGGAUACUUCAUCUUCCAUGAUGUUAUUGGGGCAUUUUGUGUAUCCCACCCCCUUCCGAUGGAAGCGAAUAGGAAGAAAGAGUGGAGUUGUUGGAACACAUGAUUGCUAGCCUUACUCCAUGAAAAGAAGCUUUGUUCAAAUGGAAUUUGUCACCAUUACUAUGGAUAUGGAUAUAUGCUGAUAGUGCUAUGGAUAUGACCCUCAUAUAUACAUAUAAACCAUAUCGGAUGCCAUUUAAAGUCAAAACAACAUGCACCUUUAAGUCAUCAGUCUUUUUCUUGAUGCCUAGCACUCUCUCUCUAUAUAUAAUAUCUCUCUGUCUCCCUCUCUCAUCCAUUCUGUUUUGCCCUCUGCAGGUCAGAGGAAUAUUGUGCCAUUUACAGCACUACACAAACAUACAAGCAAAAUACAGCUGCAUUAUUUCAGUGGCCAAACAAAUAUGCACACACCAACACACCAUCACAUUUAUAAUGUAGUUUUUGAUGCAACUCGGGUCAAACCUGCACAAUGUGAAUUUUUUUCUUUUUUAAUAUCAGUAUGAAAAAUGAAUGUGUAUACAUAGAUCUUGUAUAUGUAUUCAGCAUACAGUAUGUGUUUAAUGUUUCAGUGUAAGGACCAAAGCUGAUUGUCUUGCACCCUCUCUGUUUUUCGGAAAUUGUUGGAUUCGGACUGUAAAUUGUUUUUUUUUAUUUUUUAUUAUCCUAAGUCAUGGUAGACAUGGUAAGUUUAUUUUAUGAAAGAACAAGGCAAAGGUUUUGUUUCCAAGGGUUGUACCUCUGAGCACCUGACCUGUUACUUGUGUACAGCCAAAUAGUGGCAUGUUUUAUUCAUUGCAAUCUUGAAUUAAUACUGUAGUUUAUUACCAUAAGUAAGUACCAUGUACUGUGUAAGUUCUUUGCAACUCUGCACAUGCACAGUUGAUUUAGUAAUGAUAUUCCCCCACAUAGUUCUUUAAAAACACAGGUAAACAAAUAUAGGUGAAGUUAAAUUGGUGUCUUUAAUACUAUUAUAGUCUGGUCAUAAAUGGCAAGGGAUUCAUAUAGUGUCUAAUCGGUGCCUUUGUCAUUCGCUAAACAAAAUUGCAUGCUAAAUGUUAGUAAGUGUUAGUUGCAAGGACUUAUAGAAAGCUUCAUUUUGCUUAAUUUCACAAUUAUUUAUAUUUUAAUAAUUUCUGUAAUCAGGAGUAUUCAUAUAAUCCCAAAUAUUUAGUAUUGUAUCGUUUUGUUGUAUCAAAUUCAGUGUCCGAGUCUCAAAGGGGUAAAAGGGGUUUUCAGGUGGAGAAAUGUGAUAAAUGUGAACCAUUCAAUAAGGGGCAUUAUUUUAAGAGUGAAUUCAUCUUGGUUAUGGGUAACAUUAUCUUACAGGUUUCACAGCACUUUGUUUUGUGAGAUACUAUAUGUUAAACAUGUGAGAAAAUCAUGGAUAUACACUAUGCAGGGAUGAGUGUACUCUUGUUUUUCUGUUUGAAAAUCAUUUUUAUGUGAACAUAUGUUUGUAAAAGGCAAUGUGUCAACGGAAACAGGGGGGGGGGGGGGGACCAGUUAGUGCUUCCAAAUCCUGCCCUUGUUUCUCCCAUGUUCUGUUUUUCUCUUCUCAACUGAAGGACAAUUUUGUGCUGUACUCAUUCAGAAGGAGGAAAAGACCAAGGGAGAGAAAAGAUUACAUAAGAAAGGACAGAAUCCUUAAUGAAAAGAGUGAGAUGAGUCAGAAAGAAUUACAGAGAAUAUGGAUGAAGCAUUUGUUUCUUGGUCUAAUGCAUAAACCACAGCAAAGCUGUAAUAUACAACACAGAAAUUAAUUAAUCAGAUAGUAAAAUAGAAAUAUUAAUAUAUAUUUUAAGGAAUUAUAUGACUGAUUGGGCAGUUUAUAGACAGCAUGAUUAUUAUAUUUUUAAUCCAAACAAACAUACGUUUUUUUAAAGAUGUGAAUCUUCUGUAUUUUCUGAAUUUCUUAUAUUUUCACAGUUCAAAAGGGAAUGUUAUGCUGUCCUUUUACCAAACUGUGAAUUUAAAUACAAAAUGUCCAAAUACGUAUUGUAUUAUAUAGAUUUAAAUAUGUGUCAUUCAAUAAACUUUUUAUGAUGA
Messenger RNA from Myxocyprinus asiaticus (Chinese sucker), 3511 nucleotides. RefSeq names its product Kruppel-like factor 3 (basic) (gene klf3). The record is from RefSeq and is a predicted model, not a curated record. The transcript is spliced from 7 exons. Gene Ontology annotation, biological process: regulation of transcription by RNA polymerase II. Bases 270 to 1364 code for a protein of 364 amino acids. NCBI's taxonomy places the organism in Eukaryota, Metazoa, Chordata, Actinopteri, Cypriniformes, Catostomidae. Gene Ontology annotation, molecular function: RNA polymerase II cis-regulatory region sequence-specific DNA binding; DNA-binding transcription factor activity, RNA polymerase II-specific.